Monodelphis domestica (gray short-tailed opossum) is the source of this 1493-nucleotide messenger RNA. NCBI's taxonomy places the organism in Eukaryota, Metazoa, Chordata, Mammalia, Didelphimorphia, Didelphidae. The record is from RefSeq and is a predicted model, not a curated record.
CGCCGCUGAGGAUGGGAACGAGGAGGCAGACAGCAAGCCAGCUGCCUCGGCUCUCCUUUGGCCUCCCCUCGCGAGGGGCCCCACCCCGGCUUCCCCCGGCCCUCGCGCCACCCCCACCCCACCCUCUGCCCUCCCUUCUCCCUUCUCCCUUGUCCCAUUUCCCUUUCCCGCCGCUCCCCACCCCUGACCCCGCCACGGCCUCCUUCUCACCCGGCCCCAGUGCCAUGAAGCUGACGGACAUCGUGCUACGGAGCUUCCGCGUGGCCAAGGUGUUCCGGGAGAACUCGGACAAGAUCAACUGUUUGGAUUUCAGCCCCAAUGGCGAGACGGUCAUCUCCAGCAGCGACGACGACUCCAUCGUCCUGUACGACUGUCAGGAGGGCAAACCAAAGCGAACGCUGUACAGUAAGAAGUACGGAGUGGACCUAAUCAGAUACACCCAUGCAGCCAACACCGUAGUGUACAGUUCUAACAAAAUAGACGAUACAAUCCGCUACCUGUCCUUGCAUGAUAACAAAUACAUCCGGUACUUCCCAGGACACAACGAGAGGGUGGUAGCCUUGUCCAUGUCGCCAAUAGAUGACACCUUUAUCUCUGGGUCCCUGGAUAGAACCAUCCGGCUCUGGGAUCUCCGGUCUCCUAACUGCCAGGGCCUCAUGCAUCUCCAGGGACAACCAGUUUGUUCUUUUGAUCCAGAAGGAUUAAUUUUUGCCGCUGGGGUCAAUUCUGAAAUGGUUAAACUUUAUGAUCUUCGUUCUUUUGAUAAGGGGCCAUUUGCUACCUUCAAAAUGCAGUAUGAUAGGAGCUGUGAGUGGACAGGCUUAAAGUUCAGCAAUGAUGGCAAACUCAUCCUUAUAUCUACUAAUGGCAGUUUUAUCAGCCUGGUUGAUGCAUUUAAGGGAGCAGUGAUGCAUACGUUUGGGGGCUAUAACAACAGUAAAGCCGUCACAUUGGAGGCCUCCUUCACCCCAGAUUCUCAGUUUAUUAUGAUCGGCUCCGAUGAUGGUACGAUUCACAUCUGGAAUGGAGAAAGUGGCAUAAAGGUGGCUGUGCUGGAUGGGAACCACACUGGUCCCAUAACCUGUUUGCAAUUCAAUCCCAGGUUUAUGACCUUUGCCAGCGCAUGUUCUAACAUGGCAUUCUGGCUGCCCACCAUUGAUGACUGACCAUUUAUCAGCAGCGUCUGUACCCUGAAGGGCAGCCAGGAAGAGGAGAAAAGGGACUGAGUAUUGGGAUUAUGUCGUUCUGUCCUGAAGCAUCCUUCUACCCAGCCCUUCUUGUGGACGCUGCUAUACAUCAUUUUUUUAAAAGUCUCCUUUGCUGCAUUCCUUCAAAAAGGAUACUUGGUGCUACAGACCUGAAGUUGGAUCCAGAUUUUCUAGCUGUGGCCGGUAUCAAGCUCCUCCUGAGGGGUGAGCUGUGUCAGGCUCAUGGGUAUCAGUGUGGACCCUUGGCAUAGCCUCCUCUUUUGAAUAUAUAGGGGGCCUAUAAAA